Molecule: messenger RNA, 1703 nt
Organism: Leptopilina heterotoma
Lineage: Eukaryota; Metazoa; Arthropoda; Insecta; Hymenoptera; Figitidae
Gene: pll
Product: serine/threonine-protein kinase pelle-like
Exons: 4
Coding region: 114-1577 (487 amino acids)
Biological process (GO): signal transduction; protein phosphorylation
Cellular component (GO): plasma membrane
Molecular function (GO): ATP binding; protein kinase activity; protein binding
Source: RefSeq, a predicted model, not a curated record
CUGCGCCUUUAUGAUUGAUUAUAACCAUAACCUUUCUUGCGUGCAAUAAUCAGAAAUCUAAUUUUUGAAAAAAUAUUUAUAGUAAUGCCAAGAAGUGGAAAGUUAAUUGAAGAAUGAAUGACAACCAUAAUGCACAAAUUUAUAUUUACGAAAUACCUUAUUUCAUUCGUAUGGAAUUAUGUAGAAUCUUAAAUGAGAAUGACAAGUGGGAAGAAUUGGGAAUAGGAAUGCAAUUUAAAUUCAAAGUUGUCAAUGAGCUUCGAAAAGAGAGAAACCCGACUGACGAGUUACUAACCAAGUGGAGUCAAUAUAACCACAAAAUUUUAGAACUCUUUAUUCUUUUAUCAAGAAUGCAACAUUAUCAGGCAAUGAAUAUUUUGAGACCAUUGGUAGAUCCGAAAUAUCAUCUUCUAAUAGAUAAAGGAGAAGGAAAUUUGCGGAAAAGAGGCAAAGAAAAAUUACAUAAAAAAUCAAAGGAGAAGGAUAUGAGUAUUGAUACAAAAAAUUUUAAUCAUGUUUCUCCUACUCAGAAUAUUGUUCAAAAAGUAGUAUUAAAGAAUUCUGAAGAUGAAGAAUGGCGUAAAAUAAUAAAUCAACCAAAGAAAUUUAUGAGCCCGCCUCUUCCUCAGAGUUAUUCAAAUAAUCUUUUACAUGAAUCUCCGAUUGAUAAUAAUUUACCCCUAGCAAUGUUUGAUGAACUUGCAAUUGGUACUAAUAAUUGGAAUAAAAUGAAUAUCCUUGGCAAAGGUGGAUUUGGAACAGUUUACAGAGGUGUUUGGAAGAAUACUGAUGUUGCAAUAAAGAAAAUAGAACGUCGCAGUGGAAAGUCCGACGAGAGCUACGCAACACAACUUCAACAAUCUUUAAGGGAAAUAAGAAUUUUAAACUCGCAUCCCCAUGAUAAUAUAUUGGCCUUAUAUGCUUAUAGUGUAAAUGGAGAGGCGCCGUGUCUUUUAUACCAACUGAUGCCUAAUGGAUCUUUAGAGGAUAGACUAUUACAUAAACAUAAAACGGAACCUUUGUCAUGCGAACAACGAUACAAUAUUGCCAUUGGGACCGCAAGGGGUUUACAGUAUUUACACACUAUUGGAGGUAAGCCUUUAAUUCAUGGAGAUAUUAAGAGUGCCAACAUUUUAUUGGAUAAACAUUUUGAGCCGAAAAUUGGAGAUUUUGGUUUAGCCAGAGAAGGACCAGAGGAAAGUUCAAUGAAAGUCAGUAAAAUUUUUGGAACCAGACCGUACCUCCCUGAAGAUUUCAUUUCUAGUAGAAAUUUGUCAACCAAAAUUGACACUUACAGUUUUGGGAUCGUUAUUUUUGAAUUGGCAACUGGAUUACCUGCCUAUGAUCACAAUAGAUCAGAAUGUAAAUUUUUGAAAGAGUUAAUGGAUAAAUGGGAAGAUGAAGAAUAUGACAUUUUAGUGGAUAAGAAGGCAGGAUUUAAUCAAUCAACUUUUAUUUAUUUAAUAACACUAGGAAAGUGGUGUGCAAAUAAACUCGCACAAAAUAGACCUGAAAUGGAACAAGUUUAUAAAAAUUUGAGUGACUCUAGGAACCGAUUUUUUAUUCUUUCAACAUAGAUUUUCCAAGUAUAAAUGUUGAGAUGUACUUUUGUUUAAAUUAAUCUCUGCUGUCAAGUUUUCUGUUAUUUGUAACAUCUAUUUUUUUAUAAAUAAACACUAUUUUAUUUUAGUUAUAAAAAAUAA